AUGUGCCUUGUCAGACCUGUCAAAGGUGGGGUCGAUGCAAAAGAAUUGUUCCAUUUGUAUAUUGUCCUCUGGAUUCAAGAUAAGCGCCUUGCUUUGCUCGAAUCAUGCAAAUUAGACAAGGUGAAAUGGUCUGGAGUUAGGACACAACAUUCAACAACCCCGUUUAUUGAUGAAAUGUAUGACCGCCUGAAAGAAACUUUGAAUGAUUACGACAUCAUCAUUUGCCGGUGGCCAGAAUAUACCUUUGUUUUGGAGAAUGCCAUUGCGGACAUCGAGAAAGCAAUUGUGGAGGCCCUGGAAAAACAAUAUUCAGAUGUCUUGUUGCCGUUAAAGGAAAAUUUGACACCCCGGAAAUUUGGCCUCAAAUAUGUACAGAAGCUUGCCAAACGAUCUGUAUGCCCUUAUGUGGUGCCUGAUGAGGUGAAUUACUUGUCAAAUUCUCAACAUGUUUUUCAUCUAUAUUCUUGUGGCCUGAAAUUUGUUUUUGCACUUCAGCUUGGUGUGCUGUUGAAUUCAAUGAAGAGGAUGCUUGAUGUCCUGCGGCCAAAGAUAGAAUCCCAAUUGAAAGCAUGGGGUUCAUGCAUCCCUGAUGGGGGAAACACAGCCCCUGGAGAACGAUUAAGCGAAGUGACUGUGAUGCUUAGGUCCAAAUUCAGAAAUUAUCUGCAAGCAGUUGUUGAAAAGCUUGCAGAAAAUGUGAGUAUAGCAUUCUACACCUGGCCUUAA
This is a messenger RNA of Ilex paraguariensis (yerba mate), 726 nucleotides long. Lineage: Eukaryota; Viridiplantae; Streptophyta; Magnoliopsida; Aquifoliales; Aquifoliaceae. The record is from the annotation of a GenBank genome assembly.